AUGUCAUCAUCACCAUCAUUUCCUUCAUCAGCGCCACCACCAUCAUCACCAGCACCAUCAUUCCCUUUGUCAGCACCAUUAUCACCACCUCCACCACCACCAUCAUUACCACCAUCACGACCAUCACCUAGGUUUAAAUUAACAAGUCCUUGUUCCUAUUCCCAGCGUGUGAUAGGCAAUGCAUAUGUUGAAAGUCUUGGGGCAUUCUCAAAAGUCACUAAACUAGUGCGGGAUGUUUGGACACAUGCCCCAGCAGAGGCCCAGCAAAAACCUCCGAGACCCCCACCCCCUGAAAGACCCCCACCCCCUACAAGUGAGAAUUUCGACAGUCUACAGUCAUUGGAAAAUGGAUUUGAAAAUCUGUUACCUGACAUUCAGGUAAGGAUGGUAUAUAAAGACUUUUCCCAAUUUGCUGCUUCUCGAUGAAAACCACAAUGAAUUACAUUGCCCAACUCGAUUUCAAGCUAUUUCAAAUGAAAAGACAAUGCAACAUUCUGCUCACUGAAUCGUGAUGGGAUGGCAUGGAGAACAGCGAGAUUUCCAAAACAAUGAAAAGAAAAUGGACAUUCUGAUCACUGGAUCAUGACUGGAUGGCAUGGAGAACAGCGAGAUUUUCAAAACAAUGAAAAGACAAUGGACAUUCUGAUCACUGGAUCAUGACUGGAUGGCAUGGAGAACAGUGGUAUUUUCAAAACAAUGAAAAGACAAUGGACAUUCUGAUCACUGGAUCAUGACUGGAUGGCAUGGAGAACAGUGGUAUUUUCAAAACAAUGAAAAGACAAUGGAACAUUCUGAUCACUGGAUCAUGACUGGAUGGCAUGAAGAACAGAGAGAUUUUCAAAAUAAUGAAAAGACAAUGGAACAUUCUGAUCACUGGAUCAUGACUGGAUGGCAUGGAGAACAGUGGGAUUUUCAAAACAAUGAAAAGACAAUGGAACAUUCCGAUCAUUAGAUCGUGACUGGAUGGUAUGGAGAACAGUGGUAUUUUCAAAACAAUGAAAAGACAAUGCAACAUUCUGAUCACUGGAUCAUGACUGGAUGGCAUGAAGAACAGCGAGAUUUUCAAAAUAAUGAAAAGACAAUGGAACAUUCUGAUCACUGGAUCAUGGCUGGAUGGCAUGGAGAACAGUGGGAUUUUCAAAACAAUGAAAAGACAAUGGAACAUUCUGAUCACUGAUUCAUGACUGGAUAGCAUGAAGAACAGCGAGAUUUUCAAAAUAAUGAAAAGACAAUGGAACAUUCUGAUCACUGAUUCAUGACUGGAUAGCAUGAAGAACAGCGAGAUUUUCAAAAUAAUGAAAAGACAAUGGAACAUUCUGAUCACUGAUUCAUGACUGGAUAGCAUGAAGAACAGCGAGAUUUUCAAAAUAAUGAAAAGACAAUGGAACAUUCUGAUCACUGAUUCAUGACUGGAUAGCAUGAAGAACAGCGAGAUUUUCAAAAUAAUGAAAAGACAAUGGAACAUUCUGAUCACUGAUUCAUGACUGGAUAGCAUGAAGAACAGCGAGAUUUUCAAAAUAAUGAAAAGACAAUGGAACAUUCUGAUCACUGAUUCAUGACUGGAUAGCAUGAAGAACAGCGAGAUUUUCAAAAUAAUGAAAAGACAAUGGAACAUUCUGAUCACUGAUUCAUGACUGGAUAGCAUGAAGAACAGCGAGAUUUUCAAAAUAAUGAAAAGACAAUGGAACAUUCUGAUCACUGAUUCAUGACUGGAUAGCAUGAAGAACAGCGAGAUUUUCAAAAUAAUGAAAAGACAAUGGAACAUUCUGAUCACUGAUUCAUGACUGGAUAGCAUGGAGAACAGAAAUUAUUCAUUCGUUAUGAUAUUGAAAGCUCUGGUUUUUUUUUUUACAGCCAGACCUUGGCCCCUCUCCUGACGUCGUCCUGGGCAAAGCAGUGGGUAUGAAUGAAUGGAUGGGUUUCAUUAACAGCGAGGGAAAAGUUCAAAAUGUCGAAGAACUCAAACGACUUAUACACACAGGGGUAGGUCAAUACAAUGCCAAUCAUCCUUCCUUGCAGCUUUCCACCGUGAUAGUUUCCAUUUGCGAAUUCAAUAACAUUGAUUUAUUGUGGAAAAAAAUAAGCUUAGUAUAUAAUUAAUCCAAAAUGUAUUUCCCAUUAAAAACAUUCAAAUUAUCGAAAACCAUUGAAUGUGAAAAUAAUCACACAAUUUCCAUCAAUGUUUUCCUCAAAAAACUGUCGGAAUUUUUAUUCACAUUAAUGGUACCAUUUAAAUAAUUAACAAGACGCUCUGCGGAGCGUUAACUCGCUGGGGCUAUACUAGACUUGGUUAGGGUCUGAACUUCAGGUUAGUUGAAGUCCGUCUCUAGCUCAUUUUCGCACCUUUUUUGACCGCUCGCGUGCAUCGCUAUUUUCAACCCCUUGAGAGACGGACUUGAACCCGAGUCUAGGGCUAUACAAAUACGCACAUCACUGUACAUGAUACAUACAGUACACAGCUAUUUCAAAUAAGAUUUAAGGUCUUCCCCGAGCUAAGCGGAAAAGUCUAUACCGGCACGAAAGACUUACAUGUAACACAGUACUAAAAUGCGGUAGGCCCUACAAGUAAAGUUAUAUUUUAUAGUACGCUACAUUCUAUUUCUUCAAGACUGUCAGCCGCCAGUUGGUCCGUACUGGUCCGUACGCUAGGAUUAAACUGCGCUUUAAAGAUGCGGCACAGUCUGAUCUGCGCAUGUGCACAAAGGAGCCCUUUUUUUAUUUACAAACAGUUUAUUUAGGUUUUUAUUUCAUUUUAUGUUCUUGCAAAGCUUGAUUGUUGCCUCUUGAAAUUUAUUAUACUCUAGAAUCAUGAAAAUAUACAUAGUUGUCGAAUAAAAUUCAAUAUUCUGGACACCGAAAUGUAAACAAAGCCUUUGUUUACAUACGGACUGUACCGCAUCUUUAAAACGUUCAAAAUAAAAUAUUGGGGGGCUUUUGGGCUCAAAAUACUAACAAAAUGAAGAGAGAAGUGAGACGAAUCCACUGGUAUAUGGCCGAUAAAGAGAAAACCAAUGUUACCAAAGUUAUCAAGGAUUAAACAUACUGCAUUAAUAAUUUUGAGCGACUUGUCAACAAUACAAUUAUUUCGCUUUGCUUUCAACUGACAAAGGCCAUAUUCGCUAGAAUAUUGUUGUUUAGUAAUACUGUACAUUUGACAUUCGUAAUUAGUACAAUUUCUAACGCUGAAUCGAACGGUAGUAUUUUUAUCCUCAAUACGUACUGCGAGCGAUUUAUCAACAAUACAAUUUCGCUUGAUUUUCAAAGGCAAUAAAUCGCUAGAAUACAGGUGUUUAGUAAUACACUUGACAUCCGUAAGUACAAUUUCUUACGCUGAAUCGUAUGGAACGGUGUCGCUUUCUUCUCAAAAUAUAAAGCAGCGCAGCCAAACGUAACUUGCGAUUUGCGAAGGUUGCUGUUUCCAUGUCGAAAUUCCUUGUAAAAUUGUUCAAUUUUCCCGAAUAUUCCUCAAAAUGCAGGGUUAUUUAUGGAUAAUUUGGGUAAAAAUUGGCAGGAGCCGCAGGAGCUCUAUGGAUAAUUUGGGUAAAAAUUAGGUAGCUCAUUAAUAUUCUAUUUUGUGGCUAUCGAUCUUCGAUCCACUAUCGGAGAAAAAUGCGAGCCGAAACCUAUACUCGUCCGGGGCACACUCGUCCGUCCCAUUUGUAAAACCCAUCAAUGGAUAAGGCAAAUAAUUACCAUCAAUGGUUUUCCUUUUUUACACCAUGGAUUUUAUUGAUCAUGGUGAUUAUAGUUUUUGCCAUGAAUGAUAAGAAUGAGUUUUAUUUAUAAUAUUAGAUUAUGUUAAUUGCUGUGAAUAUUGAUGUGAAUAUCGCCAACAGAAUAUAUUCGCGGUAUUUAAAUGAAACUCAUUAAUGUGAAUCAAAAUUCCGACAGUUUGUAGAAAAAAAGCAUUGAUGGAAAUUGUAUAUUAUUUUCACGUCAAUGCUUUUCAAUAAUUUGAAUGGUUUUAAUGGGAAGUACAUUUCAAAAAGUUUAAACCAUCAAUGGAUUUUAUUAUAUGGCAAGCAUCACUUCCGGUGAAAUGGCGGAAUGCGAUUGGCUGAGAAGCACUUUCAGCAGUCCAUUAUUUUCCCCUAAUGGACCGGCGGUCCAUUACGUAAAAACAAACGCAUGUAUUUUUACGUAAAAACAGCAAAACUAAUUGAAACUUUGAAAAUUAUAAUUUAAUUUGUUAUUAAUAAGAUAUCUGCGAAUGCUUUUUAGUGGAAAACAAGGAAGAUAUUGCUAUUUUUUAUUUUCUUCGACCAAAUGUGAACCACGCUACUAAUAUAUGCAUUUCAAAUCAUGCAUUUCUUGUUUGUUUCAAGUAUAAAUGCCUAUAAAUGCCAUAUAAUAAACUUUUUAUUAACCUCGCUUGCUCGGUCUUUACGGAGAAAUAUCGGACCUCGGUCUUUUUGUACAAACCUCGCCCUACGGGGUCGAUCUCUACAAAAAAAUACCUCUGUCCGAUAUUUCUCUGUACAGACCUCGCAUUCGGUAAAUAAGAAGUUAAUACUAAGCUUAUUUUUUCACGCUUAUUUAUACUAAGCUUAUUUUUUCACGCUUAUUUAUACUAAGCUUAUUUUUUCACGCUUAUUUAUACUAAGCUUAUUUUAUCAAUAUACCAUUAUAGAUUUUUAAUUUUUCUCCCGUUCUAUUACCAGACUCGUACCCUCGACCUACAGUUGCAAGCUGAAUUCAGCGAUACCUUGCGCGUUUAAGUAUGGAUUCAUACGCGCGAGCUCAAUUGCUAGAACAUGUUGAAAAUAAUUAAUAAAAAAAUGACUGUAUAUUACGAUAUGUUUCCUAGGGCAUUGAACAUAAUCUUCGGAAAGACAUGUGGAAGUUCUUGUUGGGAUUUUAUGCUUAUGAUCAGAGCUAUAAAGAACGUAUACAGACACGAAAACAAAAAUGGUAUAAACUUAAACUUUAUCUGUUGUAAUGGUCGUAUCCUUUAUUUGUCCAGUGUUACUACAGAAGGAAACCGAAAUACACGCGUAAAAUCUCACAUCUUGUAGCAAAUCUGCCAGCAAGCCGUCAACAAGUUGUGUUCGUACUGCUUGUCCCAAAUUGUCAACAAGUUUGGAACAAGCUGUUAACCAACUUCUAACAGCCUUGUUGAUAUUAUCGGACUUGUUGCAAGGUUUCCAACAAGUCCGAUACAGUCAUGAUAUAACAACAUUGUUACAACCUUGUGUCAUCAACCUUGUAACAUUCUUGUUCCUUGUAACAUCCAAAAACUAAAGCAAGAAGAAUUCAAGGACAUUCAAGCACUCUUUACAAAUUCAAGGACAUUCAAGGCCUUGAAUUUUUGUUUUCAAAUUCAAGGACAUUCAAGGACUUUCAAGUUUUGUACGAACCCUGCCUUGUAAUCAGACAACUGCAUAUUUCAAUUCAAUUCAAUUGUCAAUUCAAUUUAUUAAAAAAUAUAUAAAUACGCAUAUUGCAGGAAUCACACUCUAGGAGGUAAAAGAUACAAUGUAUCCCAUUUCUUUAUAGGAAUGAAUACGUUACAAUGAAACAGCAAUGGCAAUCCAUUACUCCACAACAAGAAAAAAAUUUCUCGCUUAUGCGAGAGAGAAAACAUCUUGUGGGUAGGUACAUUUCUCCAUUUUACGGAAAGACUUAACCCAAGGUGACGGGCCUGACGGCUGCGAUGGUGGUGGUGUGAUAGAGAGACUUAACUCCAGCGGCGGAUUUACCGUGGGGGUCUGGUGAUGUCCAGCAACCCCCAGAGAAGUCCAGCACCACUUAACAAAAAUCUGCUUGACCAUACACGUCGGGCCUGAAAUAAGCGGCUGGUCACGAUUGUCCGGUAUGAAAACGUACUUGUCCGGCCUUAACUGUUUUUGCCGGACAGUUUAUCCGGCAGCAUAUUAAUACAUCUAUUGGUGAAACUAUGUUUAUAACUGCCAUUAAAAAUACAAUAUGCCUGUGAAAAUGCUGUGAAAUUUAUUGUUCGAUUCCGUAUGGUAUAAUGGACUAGUGGCUUAAUUGUUGUUACUAAGCUUUUCACAAAAAACUAUAUUUGCUCUAAAUUGCGUUAAUAUUUUUUGUCAGGCACAAACUGUCCAGUGUCAGGCACCAAUCAGUUGGUACAGUACCUGACACUUUGUCAGGCACCGUAAUUGGAAGUUUAUUUUCAGGCUUGGUACAUUUUCUACUUUUCGAAUAGCGAAACCUCAGUCUACUGUUAGCGCGUGCCGAUUUCUUAAAACAAUUUGAUUUGUGAGCUCAUGAGAAAAUACUCGAAAUGCUUUGGUUAAAUAUCAUGGUUAAACAUGUAAACAUGUCGAGGUUAUAGACAAAUAUACUGUACUUUGACAAGCAAAUUUACUGUACUAUGCUACAGCAACUGUCUAGUCAUGCAUCUGUGAUAAAAGCCGAUAUAAACUUUAUGUUCAAAAGAUAAUGUAAAACGUAACGGUCGGCGGCCCUGCGGCGAACAUGCAGAUUCGGCCAUCUCAAAUAAUGCCCUUAUAAUGGUAAUGUUGGGAUAGUUGCAUUGCAGACUGCAGAGGGGAGUGGGCAGUAAGGUUGCCACGUGGAAAACCUGCACCCUCCUUGCAGAUGAGGCAAAAUCUGCCUCUGUACAUCUACCUCUGCAUGAUCUAACCAUUCUUAACUCGACUAACUCUGCCAUAUUCUUCCCUUCUAGACAAAGACGUAAUUAGAACAGAUCGCAAACAUCCUUUCUAUAAAGAGGAGCCAUCAAACACGAACACUAACAAACUAUACGAUAUCCUUAUGACGUACUGCAUGUAUAAUUUUGACUUGGGUAAGUGUCGCCUGUCUGGGGCUGGUUGUGGGUGGCACCGAAGAGAAAUGUCUUUCUUGAUAUAAAUUUUGCUGAUCCAACCAUUAAUCAGUAUUAAUAAAAAGUGCAAAAAAGUUUUUACCCAACCUCAAAUAUCAAUUAAAAAAAUAAAUACCCACCCCUGGCUAAAACCUUGUCACACAAUGGACAAGUUGUAUGUUAGACUAAAUUUUAAUCUAAGUAAAGAGAAGGGAAUAAAACACAACAGUUAAAAAGAACUUAUUAAAAUCAGUAAAAUUGCAAAAUUUGAUUACGAAAUGUUGUAAAAUACAGAAAAUAUAGCCUUGCGAAGUUUGCAUAUUUUCAGUAUGUUUGUAUUACGUGCGGAAAUUUGAGCCGAAAAUAGUAACAAUUUCCGCACGUAAUAACGUGCGGAAAUUGUUACUAUUUUCGGCUCAAAUUUCCGCACGUAAUACAAACAUACUGAAAAUAUGCAAACUUCGCAAGACUAUAUUUUCUGUAUUUUACAACAUUUCGUAACCAAACUUUGCAAUUUUACUGAUUUUAAUAAGUUCUUUACGGUGUUGUCACACAUGUCCUUUUUAAUAAUACCACUUCUGUGACAUGAGUUUGAUAACUGCUUGUGUAAUUUUCUAUACUCCCUAUAGUCUAAACACCAUUUGCCUCCUGACAAAUUGGAAAAUGAUCAAGAUAGUGACUCUGAUUGAUUUUAAUGCAUAUUGUAUUGACAUAUAUGUUGACAUUGUUUUUUAGUCUUCAAUAUUUGAGUGAGUCAUGCUUUGCCUUGGGAAAUGACGAUAAAUUUGUAUUACCCAACCUUUGAGUUGUUUUGUUUUUUAAUUCACCCAACCUUUUACUCACUCAAAAUUUUGUCAAAACGUUGUUGAAAAUGGCGCUUCAGUUAGGAGUGAACAACGUUUUUCAGUACGACAACAAUGAAAAGCAAAUGCAACGCUUACCUGGGAUUUCCAAUCUGUAUCUUCCCUGAGAAUGUUUUCUGACAGCGACAGUUUAAUAGUAGAAACUUUUCAAACGCUAUCGCUUUGGCUUUUUUUGCGAGACCAGAACAUAUUUUUGCACACGAGUAUUUCAAAGUAGGACCCAUUACAUGAAGAAACAUGAUAUGUAAUUGCCAAACAGCUUCACUUUGGUUUUAACGUAGACAUCUAACGGAAAAACUGCUUUAUUCUUUGUGUUUUUUCAAUAUUUGAAAUUCCCGCCAAUAUUCCCGCCAAAAUCAUGUUAUUCAAAUGCUUGUCAGCGCUCGUUAAUCACGCAUUACUUCAUGUAAUUUUGUGUUUAAACGCCCCAGGACUCACGCACAAGUUGUUACAGGUUUGCAAUGCCAUUCAAGUUGUUACAAAUCUGUUCACAAGCUGUCGACAAGUUGUGUUCGCACUGCUUGUUCCCAGUUGUUGUGACAAGCUUGAUGGCAUUAUCAGACUUGUUACAAGGUUGUUCUAACAAGUCUGAUACAUAUAAUAAGAAUGUUACAAGGUUGACGACACAAGGUUGUAACAAUACUGUUAUAUCAUGACUUGUUAACAGCUUGUUUCAAACUUGUAGACAACUUGACAAGCAGUACGAAUUUAACUUGCUGACGACAAGAUAUGAGAUUUUUUCAUGUGUAUCCGACUAACUCACUGAGCUAUACAUAUUUCUGGAGGACGUGUUCGGCAUAAAAACGUAUCGCUUUUUUGACUGACGAGAGAUGGGAGAAGUUUCUUUGGCCUUACUGGACCCUAGGGAGAACAGUUUAGAACUGAUAAAGCUAUCCAGUAUAAAUAAGGUUAGUUUGGAUAUAGAGGGUAAACUAGCUCCUAAAGUUUCUCUAUAUUUUUUAUCCAAGGCUAUGUGCAAGGCAUGAGUGAUCUGUUAUCUCCCAUUUUGUUUAUAAUGGACGACGAAGCGGACUCGUUCUGGUGUUUUGUUGGUUUUAUGGAAAUGGUCGUAAGUACAAUCUCUCUGGACCCCCAUGUUUGAGAUAUAUUUUUUAAGUAGUUCAGACACAAACCACGACUGCUUAUUGUAGAAUACUACCUACACUGGACCACCACGUUUGAGAUAUAUUUUUUAAGUAGUUCAGACACAAACCACGACUGCUUAUUGUAGAAUACUACCUACACUGGACCACCACGUUUGAGAUAUCUUUUUCAGUAGUUCAGACACAAACCACGACUGCUUAUUGUAGAAUACUACCUACACUGGACCACCACGUUUGAGAUAUCUUUUUCAGUAGUUCAGACACAAACCACGACUGCUUAUUGUAGAAUACUACCUACACUGGACCACCACGUUUGAGAUAUCUUUUUCAGUAGUUCAGACACAAACCACGACUGCUUAUUGUAGAAUACUACCUACACUGGACCACCACGUUUGAGAUAUAUUUUUCAGGUAGUUCAGACACAAACCACGGCAGCUUAUUGUAUAGAAUACUAUCUGCAAUGGACCACCACGUUUGAAAUAUGUUUUUCACGUAGUUCAGACACAAACCACGACAGCUUAUUGUAGAAUGCUACAGUACCUACACUGGACCACCACGUUUGAGAUAUCUUUUUCAGGUAGUUCAGACACAAACCACGACAGCUUAUUGUAGAAUACUACCCACACUGGACCACCAUGUUUGAGAUAUCUUUUUCAGGUAGUUCAGACACAAACCACGACAGCUUAUUGUAGAAUACUACCUACACUGGACCACCAUGUUUGAGAUAUCUUUUUCAGGUAGUUCAGACACAAACCACGACAGCUUAUUGUAGAAUACUACCUACACUGGACCACCAUGUUUGAGAUAUCUUUUUCAGGUAGUUCAGACACAAACCACAACGGCUUAUUCUAGAAAACUACUGUACCUACACUGGACCACCAUGUUUGAGAUAUCUUUUUGAGGUAGUUCAGACACAAACCACAAUAGCUUAUUGUAGAAUACUACCUACAUCUUAGCUUCUGAUUAAAAACUUAUUUAAUGUAUAAACUUUCCACUGUAGGCAGACAACUUUGAAAUGAAACAGGCGGCUAUCCAUCGACAACUGGACAAUUUAAAAACACUUUUGCAAUAUGUGUAUCCUAGACUGUAUCAUCAUUUUGGUUAGUUUUUUAAUAUUAUAUAGUCUUGCAGUGAUAUUUCGAAACCUAGCUUUUUAUAGCCUGUAAUAUUUCAGACACGUAUACAGCUAAUUCAAAAAAGGUUGUCCUUUGCAAACCUUAAACUUUAAACCUUAAACUCUAAGCGUGCAAAGCAUAACGGGAGCAUCAUUUAAUCAGUUUAGAAAUCAUAUAUGAGGCUCAUUUCUUAGAGACAUGGUAAAUAUCACCUUACAAGAACAAUUCAUUCACAAAUAGCUGCAAUAUUCAACUACUAAGCUUGAAACUUGUGCUCCCAUUAGGCUUUGCACGCUUAGAGUUUAGAUUUUAAGGUUUGCAAAGGACAACCUUUUUUGAAUUGGCUGUAUACUGUAACAUACCUGGUUGCAUGAAGACGCUAGACUGGAGUGUUUGAAACGUUUGGAUCGUGAAUGUAAUUUGUUCGAUUACAUUCAUUUUGUUGAACCAGAGCAGCGAGACAUAUCUGACGUUUUUAUUUUGUUGUUUAGAAAAAAAUGAGUCUGGAAAUUUAUAUUUUUGUUUCCGGUGGUUGCUGAUCCUUUUCAAAAGAGAGUUUAUUUUUGAAGACGUCAUGAGACUAUGGGAGGUGAGACAUAUUAUGGACGUCAGUGAUGUUUGAUUUUUACUUCAGGAAAUUAUUUUGCGGAUUUUGAAGUAUUAACAGCGGAUAUUUUCGAAUGUGCAGAGUCUUCUUAUACACCACUGCUUUAUACAAUGAAGUUUUAUUUUUUUUAUUUUAGUCGUUAUGGGCACAAGAUCUGUCUCCGAAUUUUCACCUAUUUAUUUGUCUGGCUAUUUUGAAAAUGGAAAAAGACUUUAUCAUUGAAAACCAAUAUGGCUUCAAUGAAAUUCUAAAGGUUAGUUUUGGAGUGUUGCGUCCCAGCUCUGACGAUGGAUUUAAACCUGGAUUUGAACCUAUAGAAUUGCUGAACGUUAUACUAAAAGGACUAACGUUACAUUUCAGCACAUCAACGAGCUGUCAAUGAAGAUCAACCUUGAACAGAUGUUGAUAGAAGCUGAGAAAUUAUGCUUGCAGUUGAAGAAAGUUCGCUGUCUUCCUGAUGACGUUACGGAAAUCCUGACUGGAAAACCAGUGGAGAAACACGAGAAACGCCACUUUCCAGGUACAGUAUCAUGAUUGUUGUGGUGGUGGUGAUGGUGAUACCAGACGAUGAUGGUGGUAAUGGUGUUGAUGAUGAUGGUACCAGAUGGUGGUGGUACGAGGUGACGAUGGUCGUACGAGAUGGCGAAGAUGACGAUAGUGAUGGUACCAGAUGGUGAUGAUGGUGCUAACGAUGAUGGUGGUGGUACGAGAUGAUGGUAGCGGUACCAGAUAAUGGUGGUGGUGAUGGUACGAGAUGAUGGUGGUGGUACGAGAUGAUGGUAGCGGUACCAGAUAAUGGUGGUGGUGAUGGUACGAGAUGAUGGUGGUGGUACGAGAUGAUGGUAGCGGUACCAGAUAAUGGUGGUGGUGAUGGUACGAGAUGAUGGUGGUGGUACCAGUGGUGACGAUGGCGGUGAGGAUGAUGGUGGUGGUGGUGAUGGUACGAGAUGAUCGUGAGUGUACAAGAUGAUCGUGGUGGUGGUACCAGAUUGUGAUGAUGAUGGUACCAGAUGGUGAUGACGAUGGUACCAGAUGGUGAUCACCUAUACCAGAUGAUGGUGGUGAUGGUCACCUAACCAUUAUCUAACCAUGCUUAACUCAGCAAUGAGUCUCUGAGUCCUGUACAACAUUAGAAUAUGUACUAAGCAGAGAGAGCAAAUGGGAAAGACUAAAUCCACUCCCACGAGUUCUGUUCAACAUCAGAUUUCAUUACUCUUCCUGCAAUCCACAUCCAAGAACAUGUACUUAACAAUACUCCAUACAAUAUUCCCUCUAGGCAAGCCAGUGUUGGUCAAGAACUCAACAGACGAAACAGACAGUGCAGGUCCGUCACAGACAGCAGACUACAGCGACGACGAAAUUGAAGUCUUGAGUGAAUACACUGAGAGUACAGACAAUGAAACAGAAAGCAAACAAGAAAAGACUCCGACCCCUAUUCAAACAAACACUGAAGUAAAUUCUGAAAUGUUUGUUAGUGCCGUUCAAACUCAGGCUGACGAGGAAUUAGUUGUGUUGUCAACAAAUGAUAAAGCUGUGUUUUAGAUAUUAAAAUUUGGGUAGAAAAUUGUAUAUAACGCACAGGGUGUAUAAAAAAAGGUAACCCGACUUUGACAUGUUAUGACAGGCUUCUAGUUGUCGAAUGAUACCUUUCUUGUAUCAUUGCGAUCAAAAAUAGCCAAAUAUGAUCCGAUUUAAAAAUGCCGCUCGAAAUCGCAUUUUCCCACCGUUGGGAAUUGCUUGUAAAGCUAUUGUCUGAGUGUUGAAAUUAUUCUCUGAGUAUUCUGGAAUUAUUUGGGAUUCAAAUUUAAGUCGCUUGAAUCAAGAUGGAACAGCGCAUGUGUGAGCAUCAAGUUUUGGUAAAUUUCCAGUCGCAAUUUUGCAUCGAUAUUGAGUGAUUAAAACAUUUUGCAGAACAGGAAGUUUGCAGACUGGACUCGCAAUGCCAUGCGUUUCGCGAAUGGGCAAACAAACUUUUAAGGCCCAUUCCCACUCAGGAAAAUUUUCCGCAGAAAGAAAACUUUGUAAAAUGUGAUUGGUCGACACAAGUUUUCCAUCGGAAAAAAAUUUUGAAAAAUUUUCAACUUUUAACAAUGAUAUUUUCGGAACAUUUUCUGUCCGUGGAAAUUUUUCUUGAGUGGAAAUGAAUAUUUAAAUCCUAAAAGUGGAAAAAUACAAUUUCAACCGAUGACUUUAAAUCAGAUCGUAUAGUUGGUCAUUUCUUUAUCGCAAUGAUUCCAUAAAGGUGUCAUUCGACAGCUGAGAGCCUGAUCUUUAUAAAUACGUAAACAGAAAAGUUAUAAACGUAAGAAUUAACACACGAUAAGCUGUCAAAUUUGCAUACCUUUUUUAUAUACACCCUUGUAUAGAUAGUAAACAUGUAUUGGGUUCAUGAUAGGCGAGUCCUAUCACAGUUGUGUUGCUAAGUGUCAGGCCUAGAAAAUAUAUUUCUCUUCUGGCAGAAAAAUCAAAAAAUAAAAAUUCCCUGUGUAAGUCAAAUAUAAAACUUCCUGCAUAUGUAGAUCUCAGAGAACGGUGAGGGGUGCCAAAAAUAGGCACAUUCUAUAGCCACAAACCAUGGCCUAAGGUAUGCCAAAAACAGACACACUUCAUAGCCACAAAUAUAAGGUACUCAGGGAUCAAUAUAACGGUCGGCCAUUAGCCGAGCAAAAUGCUGAUAUGGCCGUCUACUGAUUACUCUGCACGGACAUUGUUCCCAACCGUUUUGUCUCAUCAAUUUCAAUAGUUUUUUCUUUCUUAAAAUUUAUUGUUGCAAAUCUUUUUAAAUUAAACAAAAUCUGAAAACUUUAACACAUGCAAACAAAUAUUCCGUCUGCUAGACAAUCAUAGAAUCUGACUUCGUCCCGAUCCACACAAUAACAAUGUCAUCUCGUGUGUUAAGAGAAAUAUUUUAUAUUAUAUAAUACCUUAUUAAAUUCUAAUCGUUUAAUUGGCUGUUUAUGGUCACGUGAUAUUGAAUAGAAAAUUCCAUUUCCCAAGAGUGCAAUGGAACGCGUUCCAUUGCACUCUCCGCGAGUGCAAUGGAAUAAAACGUAUAGUACAAUUGCACUCUUUGUGUUUUCGAUAAAUCGCAUCCCUCAAAAUGCUUCUCAUACGAAUUUAUUAGUCUGUUCUGGACUUUUGGUAUUAUAUAAAACAAAUAAUGAAUGUUUCUUCGUGCAAUGGUAAGAAUAUUUUCGAUUCAUUCGGUGAAAGAUGGAAUGUUCCAUUCAACUCGGCUGUCGCCUCGUUGAAUGGAACAUUCCAUCUUUCACCUCAUGAAAAUAUUCUUACCAUUGCACGAAGAAACAUUCAUUAUUUGUAUAUUAUAUCAAUUAUAUAUACUAUUGUUAAUGAGUAAGUUGUCGUUGAUAUUGUGUAAUUUUGUUAACCAUUAUGCAUGUGGUUUUGGACUUUUGGUACGUAGUUGUUUUGGUUUCUAGUACUGUGACAACCGGCAACGUCUCUUUUGAGAAUAAUGAAGUGUCGGAUCAUGUACCACAAAAACAUGGGUUGGUCUGACACAAUGUCAGACCAAGUUUUCAUAAUUAUAUUGAACUCUGAAGGUACUGAAAGCAGGCGUACUUUUAUAGUUUAUAGAGUGUUUGCAUGUAAGUCAUAAAAUUUCUAAAAGCUUAAGCGUUUAACAUAUAUAGUUGCCCAUUUUAUAUAUUUUGUAUAUCCUUACUACAAGUAUUCCUGGCAAAUUUCAAGUCGAUACAGUAAUUCCUUCGCGAGUUAAAGGUGCUUGAAUCAUUUAUAUUGCUGACGUCAGCAUUAUUUUGAAAGGCCGUUAUAAGCUACGCGGUUUUCCAAACAUAAGUCGAAAUAUUUUGGUGGGCUUUCAAAAGUUUUAUAUAAUUAAUAUCAAACACAAUUGUGGACCUGUGUGAUAAAAUAUAUCUUUUCUUGAGCAUUUACUACACAGCCGCCAUGUUGGUGGUCCAAUAUUACGCAAUCUCAGACCACCAACAUGGCGGCCGUGUAGUAAAUGCCCAAGGAAAGAUAUAUUUUAUCACACAGGUCCACAAUUGUGUUUGAUGUUAAGUAUAUAAAACUUUUGAAAGCCGACCGAACUAUUUCAACUUACGUUUGGAAAACCGCGUAGCUUAUAACGGCCUUUCAAAAUAAUGCUGACGUCAGCAAUAUAAAUUAUUCAAGCCCCUUCAACUUGCGAAUGAAUUACUGCAUCGACUUGAAAUUUGCCAGGAAUACUUGUAGCGGUAAGGAUAUACAAAAUAUAUAAAAUGGGCAACUAUAUAUGUUAAACGCGCUUUUAGAAUGUUUAUGACGUCACAUGCAAACACUCUAUAGCCACAAACCGCGGCUAUAAGGUAUACUGAAAACAGACACACUUCGUAGCCACAAACCAUGGCUAUAAGGUAUGCUGAAAACAGGCGUACUUUAAAGCCACAAACCACGGCUAUAAGGUAUGCUGAAAACAGGCGUACUUUAAAGCCACAAACCAUGGCUAUAAGGUACUGUAGCUAUGCCGAAAAGCAGGAUGGAUGCCGAAAACAUGCGUACUUUAUAGCCACAAAUCUUGGCUAUUAAGCCGGUUUUCCACCAGGCGGAAUUUUGCGCGCGGAGCGGAAUUUCUCUUUGUCUUUUCUAAUUAGUUCCACCCGAGAAAUCACAAGACAAUGAGAAAUUCUGCUACGCGCGGAAAAUUCCCCCUAGUGGAAAACGGCCUUAUAGAUGAUGUCCACUCCUGUGCGCAUGCGCGAACUUUGUUUACGUUUUGAACUGCUAUAUUUGUAACAUAUGAUACACUAACUGAGUAUCUAACACUUUUCUGGUUCGCUAUACUUGUAAAUGAGUAUAAACUCUACGUUUCAAUUAAAAAAAGUUCGAAAGAUGCAAAAUGUUUGCAAUGUUUAUAUCUGGGGGUCCCCCUUUAUUAUGAGGCAAAAAAAAAUAUGUGGGUUUCCGGUUUCCCGACCCUACCUAGCUUUUGGACGUCGAAAUCCCGACCCUAAACUUUUUUAUUGGAUCAUGCUUGUAAAUGUUUCCACUUAGAGGAAAAAGUUUGUGGAAAAUUGAAAUUUGAGGCAAUAUUAGGGAAAUUUAUCUUUGGAUGUGGAAGCACUGACUAAACAAAAUGGCGUCCCUUAUUCGGAAAAUUAAAAAAAAGUUUAAAAAAAAAGUUAAAACCGACCUACCCUACCUAAGUUUUUAUAAGAAGAAACCGGAAACCCACAUAUUUAUUUUGGGCCUGAGCAGAACUGAUGCGCAGAACGGAGUGGAAAUCAUCUUUAAUUUAAGGUAUUUCGAAAACAGGCGUAUUUUAUAGCCACAAAUACAAAUUGUAAACAAGUAAAUUAUACUGCAUUCUAGCAUAAAUUUCCUGAGGCAUAUUUUUCAGGUAUAAAGAGUUUUUUUUGGAUUAAAAUAAUCAUUAAACGAAGCAAAAUAUCUAAUAGUUUAUAAUACAAUUGAGAAUCAUUAGAAUUCAAGAUUAUUCAGAUCGAGUUUUGGAUCCAGAAUUUUAAUCAUCGUCACUAAAGGACGAGGCGCUUGACGGCUCAUCAUCAUCGCUAUCCUUAGAAACUUGACCACCACCUGGAGCAGGGGCAUCUGGGGUCC
Messenger RNA from Paramuricea clavata, 16064 nucleotides. NCBI's taxonomy places the organism in Eukaryota, Metazoa, Cnidaria, Anthozoa, Malacalcyonacea, Plexauridae. The record is from the annotation of a GenBank genome assembly.